Messenger RNA from Nothobranchius furzeri (turquoise killifish), 2342 nucleotides. Its product is annotated as calcium-activated potassium channel subunit beta-4. Gene Ontology annotation, cellular component: membrane; voltage-gated potassium channel complex. NCBI's taxonomy places the organism in Eukaryota, Metazoa, Chordata, Actinopteri, Cyprinodontiformes, Nothobranchiidae. The record is from RefSeq and is a predicted model, not a curated record. Gene Ontology annotation, molecular function: potassium channel regulator activity; calcium-activated potassium channel activity. Gene Ontology annotation, biological process: detection of calcium ion; potassium ion transport.
GGUGACACUGUGACGUAUAGCCCUGGCCCCUAACCGAUCCGUUUGGGUUCAGGUGGUUCGGAUCAGAACCGGGAGGAAGGAGGCAGAUUAUGGAAAUCAGAGAGUAAAUAGAUGCAGCAGCUGAUGGUGGAGGAGGGGAGGGAGGGGGGAAUCGGAGGGAGAUGAAACGGACUCAGACGCGGAGAGCAGCCGCUGAUUAAACCCGCUCCUCCCGCUCCUCCAUGCCGGCGGAGGUCUCCGCGGGGCUCCAUGGCGAAGAUCCGGGUGUCGUAUGAGUACUCCGAGGCCGAGGACAAGAGCAUCCGGCUGGGCUUGUUCCUGAUCGCCUGCGGGAUCCUGAGCCUCUUCAUCCUGGGCUUCUGCUGGCUGAGCCCCACGCUGCAGAGCCUGGAGAGCAAGCCGGCCAACUGCACGGUGGUGUCUGUGUUGCGUCCUGAGGAGAUGUUUGAAUGCGUUUUUACGUGUGGAGCUGACUGUAAGGGGACGGCCCUCUACCCCUGCCUCCAGGUCUUUGUGAACAACUCUGAGUCCAACUCUGUGGCUCUGCUGCAUCACAACGAGCACCAGCUGGUCCUCAAUCCGAAGUGCUCGUACGUCCCUCCCUGUGAGAGGGACAACCAGAAGAACAUAGACAGCGUUCUGAGGUGGGAGGAGAACUUCACCAACGAGGUCAACACUCAGUUCUUCACCUGCUACUUCAACCAGCAGAGGAGGCCUGACGACGUCCUGUGGCGCCGGUCUCACGACACCAGCGUCCUGCUGCACUGCAUCCUCUGGCCAAUGGUGUCACUCCUUCUGGGCACGCUCAUUGUGCUCCUGACGGUGUGUGCCCGCUCUCUGGCUGUCAGGGCUGAAGCCCUCCAGAAGAGGAAGUGUUCCUAUGAGGUGUGUCAGGACCUAUUCAUCACAGCCUCAGAUCGCCAUGGAAACAAGGCUGAAGGCCUUUUAACGAUGAACUCUGACCCCGAGCCGUCAUCUCCAUCACGGACCCUCCCGCUGUUUGCGGUUCCAGUGAGGCGACGCGAUCGGGAACACUAAGAUGGGAAUGAAUGGGAUUUAAAACAGGGAAUUGUUACAGAGUCUGAUGAUCCAGAUUCAGGAUGAAGAUGAAGAGGAGGGUAAAUCCACCCUGCUGCCUUUAGAGAAGCUUCUGCUCUAUCUGAGGACCGGAACCGGACCCUCUGAAGGUUCUGGCUGAGUCCACUUUAUCCUGGUCCUGGUCUUUAUUCUAACCCUAGAUUUACACGUUUCAUUUAAAGAUAAAACCUUCAGUCUGAACCAAAAGUCCCAAAACGGACGACUUCUACUGUUAGUUUGUUGUCUGUAGGAUCUGUUGUUGCUAUGGUUACACGUUAGUGUUUCCACAGUUCCUCUAAGCACAGCAGAGAGGGAGGGGGAGGAGCCUAAUCAGAUCUCACAGAGUUCCGCUGUAGGAUGUGAGAUUUCAGCAAGUCAUCCCUACCAGAGUCUAACUCCACUCCCACUUCCUGUUUGAAAAAUGCAACAAACGCUGUUAGCUAGCAGACCGAGAGGGCGGAGCCGCUAACAAAUACACACACACAGGCUCACAACGACAUUGUGACAUCAUAUGGUACCAGCUAACGUUCUAGGGUACCUCUUAGCCAAUGGCGAUGGCAGAUUGAAAUUCAAAUGCAGUGCAGAGUUUUUACCUUAUUUACCUAUUUUACCUUAUAUAGUUUAUAUAGUUUAUCAGAAAAAAAGUAGAUUUGGGGUGACUUCCUCUGUAAUGUAACUAAUUAUUUUUCUUUGCUGAUUUAGUUUCAGUCGGAACCAACAGGUCCAUUUGAAACUGAUUCAGGAUCAGCUCUAAUCAGGAGCUGCAUCGUAUUUAAAAAAACGCUUUAGUUGAAUAUUCUGUCAAAUUCUGCUUUUAUUUUAUUAAAGCUGCUACAGCGAAUCUACAGAACAAGCUAGGUUUUAAACGCUCACCCUGCCCCUCAGGUAUCUUCUCUACUGAGCUUCUGCCAGAACCAGAAAGCCUAAAUGCCGGAGGAAACGAGACAACGCUAAACACCAGGCUCCAUUUUCUAGGUCCAAACGUCUUUUGUUGUCCAUGACUUGAGAUGGUGUUUCUUUUUGGGGCUGUGGUAGUCUGGAGCGGUUGCUGCCGGAUGUUUGUCCUAACCGAGCGGAGAGCCUCUCACACCCGUGGUGUUCUGCUGCUAAAGCAGAUGGUCUUGUGGUUGGUUUUGGUCCCAAACUUGUUAUUGAUGGAGAAUUUUAGUCAAAUGUGGGAGAAGCACUUUAUUAAUGAAGUUUUUCCAUCCAUGCAUCCCCCUCCCCCCUCGCUGCUUAUCCGGGUCGCGUCGUGGGGGCAGCAG